Molecule: messenger RNA, 732 nt
Organism: Eimeria acervulina
Lineage: Eukaryota; Apicomplexa; Conoidasida; Eucoccidiorida; Eimeriidae
Exons: 1
Source: RefSeq, a predicted model, not a curated record
AUGAAAAAAACUCAGUCUGAGUCUAUUAAAGUCUCUCCUCAAGCAGAUUUAAAUCUUUUACACACAGAGAAGGCUUCUGCGCCACCUGCUGCUGCUCUUGCUGCUUCUCAGGCUGCUCCUGAUGAUGCCGCUCUUGCUGCUGAUGCUGCUGCUGAUGCUGCUGCUGAUGCUGCUGCAGCAGACAGCCCCAGCAAUGCAACCCAAGGCCCCACAACUGUUUUGCUUCCUGCAGAGACAGUGCAGCAGCCUCACGACAGUGCGGCUGCGGCAGCAUCAACUGGAGCUAUAGAAACUGCAGCAGCAGAAACUGCAGCAGCAGAAACUGCAGCAGCAAAAAGUGCAGCAGCAGAAACUGCAGCAGCAGAAACUGCAGAAGCGAAAACUGCAGCAGCAGAAAGUGCAGCCGCAGCAGCUGCAGCAGCAGAAAGCGCAGCAGCAGAAACUGCAGCAGCAGAAACUGCAGCAGCAGCAGAAACUGCAGAAGCGGCAGCUGCAGCAGCAGAAAGUGCAGCAGCAGAAACUGCAGCAGCAGCAACUACUGCAGCAGAAACUGCAACUGCAGAAACUGCAGCAGCAGCAACUGUAGCUGCAGAAACUGCAGCAGCAGCUACUGCGGCAGCUGAAAGUGCUGCAUCAGAAACUGCAGCAGCAGAAACUGCAGCGGCAGCAGAAACUGCAGCAGCAGCAACUGCAGCAGCAGAAACUGCAGCGGCAGCAGAAACUGCAGCAGCA